UGUUUUGAUUGUAAAUAUGACCAUGAUCGAUGAAUGUUCUUCAGACGCAUCAACAUACACUCGAUUAUUAUUCACUUGACAAACCUUGACAAUUACCACUUAGUGCACUAUAAUAAUAACUGUUGAGAAUGGGAAACGCAAACACAAACAAUUCAAAACAACGAAUCGAAAGGCCAUAUUCGAUCGAUGUUUAUAAUGGUGGUUGUUUAGAUCGCCGUGAAUCACCAAGACCCGGCGAGGAUGGUAAAACGUUCGAUUUCAGUACGAAACGUCGACCGGUACUUUGCUAUCAGAAUUCCUGUGAUUACAGUGGAGAAGAUAAUGGUGAUGAUUAUAAAAACUAUUUGGACAAUUCCUGUCAAGGUAUCAAUGCUUUGAACGAUCAAAUGCUACCAACCGUAUUCAAAUGGGAUGGUGGUGGCAAAGAUGUCUACAUUACGGGCACCUUUUCCGACUGGAAACCUGUUCGUAUGGUUCAAAGUCAGGGUGAUUUUGUCACCAUUAUCGACAUACCUGAGGGAGUUCACAAAUACAAAUUCCUGGUGGAUGGUGUGGAAAAGAUUGACAAAAAUGCCAAAGUAGAUGAUGGCCAAUCGAACAAUGUAUUGAACGUGGAGAAAUCCGAUUUCGAAGUAUUCGAAGCACUUGCCAUGGAUUUAGCUUCCAAUAAUAAUAACAACAACAACAACAAUAAUACAAACAACACACAUUCGACAAGUAAUGCAUUGUCUGGAUCUCCGCCUGGCUCGUAUUCACAAACUAUACCGACAUUCUCGCAUGAUUCGACCACUGGUUCCGGUAGUGGAAAUCAAAGUGGUCCACCCAUAUUGCCCCCACAUCUAUUGCAGGUGAUCCUCAACAAUCCUUCAGUUAAUUUUGGCGAACCAACUUUGUUACCGCAGCCGAAUCAUGUCAUGUUGAAUCAUUUGUAUGCUUUGUCUAUCAAGGAUGGAGUUAUGGUUUUGAGUGCCAUACAUCGUUAUCGCAAAAAAUACGUUACAACCAUGCUCUACAAACCAAUCUAGAUGUUCAGUCAGUC
Dermatophagoides farinae (American house dust mite) is the source of this 1039-nucleotide messenger RNA. RefSeq names its product 5'-AMP-activated protein kinase subunit beta-1 (gene alc). Gene Ontology annotation, cellular component: cytoplasm; nucleotide-activated protein kinase complex; nucleus. The record is from RefSeq and is a predicted model, not a curated record. NCBI's taxonomy places the organism in Eukaryota, Metazoa, Arthropoda, Arachnida, Sarcoptiformes, Pyroglyphidae. Gene Ontology annotation, biological process: signal transduction. Gene Ontology annotation, molecular function: protein kinase binding.